Molecule: messenger RNA, 276 nt
Organism: Colletotrichum truncatum
Lineage: Eukaryota; Fungi; Ascomycota; Sordariomycetes; Glomerellales; Glomerellaceae
Source: RefSeq, a predicted model, not a curated record
AUGCAACUUACCGUCUUCGUCACCGCCCUGCUUGCCUCUGUCGCUUCGGCCAGAACCUUCGUGUUGUACGAACACGCCAACUACGGUGGUGCAUGGAGCACCGAAAACCGUGGCAACGAUGGCACCUGCUGGAAUCUUAACGGCAAGGGCGACAAGACCAGCUCUGUUGGCGGUGACUCCGGAUGCACCACCUUUUACCGGCAAGGAGCGGGACUGUCAAGGUGCACAAUGGCAGAACCGUGGCAGCGCGAGGACGGUUCCCGACUUCCUCAAUGA